AUGCGUCUCAAGCGUCACCAGAAAGCCGAACGCAAUAUCAACUUCUACUGUGUCAGCUUUGGUUUUCGAAAACCAUUUCAAAUACUGGUGGAUGGUACAUUUUGCAUGGCUUCAGCACAAAACAGAGUGCAAUUACGUGAAGACAUUCCCAAAUAUUUGGGCGGUGAUGUUAAAUUUUUAACCACUCAGUGCGUUGUUCUUGAGACUGAAGCUUUGGGUGCUGCUGUUCGACCGGCUAUGCACAUUGUAAAGAAUUUUGGUAUACAUAAAUGUGGACACGAAAAAAAACCCAUAUCUGGAGCAAGUUGUCUAACAUCAAUGACCAAAGAUAAUAUGAAAACUAGAUAUAUUGUUGCCACUCAAGACAAGUCACUUCAAAAUGCCCUUUAUGUUUUACCUGCUGUCCCUGUUAUGUAUUUUAAUGGUUUAAGUGUCAUUCUGAAAGCACCUUCACCAACUUCUAUUGAUUAUGCCAAACAAAAGCGACAAUCUAGAUUUAAUUUAACUGAACAUGAAACCAAUGUAUUGACAA
Messenger RNA from Diuraphis noxia (Russian wheat aphid), 532 nucleotides. RefSeq names its product rRNA-processing protein UTP23 homolog. The record is from RefSeq and is a predicted model, not a curated record. Gene Ontology annotation, cellular component: small-subunit processome. Lineage: Eukaryota; Metazoa; Arthropoda; Insecta; Hemiptera; Aphididae.